CAUCAGCCGCCCCGAACCGAGGCGGCGCCCCCCGAGGCGGCGGACGAGGGCGGCCCGCGGGCCCGGCUCCGCAGCCGCGACAGCUCGUGCGGCCGCCCCGGCACCCCGGGCGCGGCGAGCACCGCCAAGGGCAGCCCGAACGGCGAGUGCGGGCGCGGCGAGCCGCAGUGCAGCCCCGCGGGGCCCGAGGGCCCGGCGCGGGGGCCCAAGGUGUCGUUCUCGUGCCGCGGUGCGGCCGCGGGGCCAGCGCCGGGGCCGGGCGCAGGGCCGGGGCCGGGGCCGGCGGAUGAGGCGGGCAGCGAGGAGGCGGGCCCGGCCGGGGAGCCGCGCGGCAGCCAGGCCAGCUUCAUGCAGCGCCAGUUCGGCGCGCUCCUGCAGCCGGGCGUCAACAAGUUCUCGCUGCGGAUGUUCGGCAGCCAGAAGGCCGUGGAGCGCGAGCAGGAGCGCGUUAAGUCAGCGGGGGCCUGGAUCAUCCACCCGUACAGCGACUUCAGGUUCUACUGGGACUUCACCAUGCUGCUGUUCAUGGUGGGAAACCUCAUCAUCAUCCCCGUGGGCAUCACCUUCUUCAAGGACGAGACCACGGCCCCGUGGAUCGUGUUCAACGUGGUCUCGGACACCUUCUUUCUCAUGGACCUGGUGCUGAACUUCCGCACGGGCAUCGUGAUCGAGGAUAACACGGAGAUCAUCCUGGACCCCGAGAAGAUCAAGAAGAAGUACCUGCGCACGUGGUUCGUGGUGGACUUCGUGUCCUCCAUCCCCGUGGACUACAUCUUCCUCAUCGUGGAGAAGGGCAUCGACUCCGAGGUCUACAAGACGGCGCGCGCCCUGCGCAUCGUGCGCUUCACCAAGAUCCUCAGCCUCCUGCGGCUGCUGCGCCUGUCGCGCCUCAUCCGCUACAUCCACCAGUGGGAGGAGAUCUUCCACAUGACCUACGACCUGGCGAGCGCUGUCAUGCGCAUCUGCAACCUCAUCAGCAUGAUGCUGCUGCUGUGUCACUGGGACGGCUGCCUGCAGUUCCUGGUGCCCAUGCUGCAGGACUUCCCGCGCAACUGCUGGGUCUCCAUCAACGGCAUGGUGAACCACUCGUGGAGCGAGCUCUACUCCUUUGCGCUCUUCAAGGCCAUGAGCCACAUGCUGUGCAUCGGGUACGGCCGGCAGGCGCCUGAGAGCAUGACAGACAUCUGGCUGACCAUGCUGAGCAUGAUCGUGGGCGCCACCUGCUACGCCAUGUUCAUCGGCCAUGCCACCGCCCUCAUCCAGUCGCUGGAUUCCUCGCGGCGCCAGUACCAGGAGAAGUACAAGCAGGUGGAGCAGUACAUGUCCUUCCACAAGCUGCCCGCCGACUUCCGCCAGAAGAUCCACGACUACUACGAGCACCGCUACCAGGGCAAGAUGUUCGACGAGGACAGCAUCCUGGGCGAGCUCAACGGGCCCCUGCGGGAGGAGAUUGUCAACUUCAACUGCCGGAAGCUGGUGGCUUCCAUGCCGCUGUUCGCCAACGCUGACCCCAACUUUGUCACGGCCAUGCUUACCAAACUCAAGUUCGAGGUCUUCCAGCCGGGUGACUACAUCAUCCGCGAGGGCACCAUCGGCAAGAAGAUGUACUUCAUCCAGCAUGGCGUGGUCAGCGUGCUCACCAAGGGCAACAAGGAGAUGAAGUUGUCUGACGGCUCCUAUUUCGGGGAGAUCUGCCUGCUCACGCGGGGCCGGCGCACGGCCAGCGUGCGGGCUGACACCUACUGCCGCCUCUACUCACUGAGCGUGGACAACUUCAACGAGGUGCUGGAGGAGUACCCCAUGAUGCGUCGUGCCUUCGAGACUGUCGCCAUCGACCGCCUGGACCGCAUCGGCAAGAAGAACUCGAUCCUACUGCACAAGGUGCAGCACGACCUCAACUCGGGCGUGUUCAACAACCAGGAGAACGCGAUCAUCCAGGAGAUCGUCAAGUACGACCGCGAGAUGGUGCAGCAGGCGGAGCUGGGCCAGCGGGUCGGCCUCUUCCCGCCGCCGCCGCCGCCGCAGGUCACCUCGGCCAUCGCCACGCUGCAGCAGGCCGUGGCCAUGAGCUUCUGCCCGCAGGUGGCGCGCCCGCUCGUGGGGCCGCUGGCGCUCGGCUCGCCGCGCCUCGUGCGCCGCCUGCCUCCCGGGCCCGCGCCCGCCGCCGCCUCGCCGGCGCUGCCCGCGCGCCGCCUGAGCCGCGCGUCACGCCCGCUGUCCGCCUCGCAGCCCUCGCUGCCUCACGGGGCGCCGGGCCCCGCAGCCUCGGCGCGCCCGGCCAGCAGCUCCACGCCGCGCCUGGGGCCCGCGCCCGCCGCCCGGGUCGCCGCGCCCAGCCCGGACCGCAGGGACUCAGCCUCGCCCGGCGCAGCCGGCGGCCUCGACCCGCUGGACUCCGCGCGCUCGCGCCUCUCGUCCAACUUGUGA
Messenger RNA from Propithecus coquereli (Coquerel's sifaka), 2427 nucleotides. RefSeq names its product hyperpolarization activated cyclic nucleotide gated potassium channel 2 (gene HCN2). The annotation marks the transcript as partial. Gene Ontology annotation, biological process: transmembrane transport; potassium ion transport. The record is from RefSeq and is a predicted model, not a curated record. Gene Ontology annotation, cellular component: membrane. The transcript is spliced from 9 exons. Gene Ontology annotation, molecular function: voltage-gated potassium channel activity. NCBI's taxonomy places the organism in Eukaryota, Metazoa, Chordata, Mammalia, Primates, Indriidae.